UUGGCUCUCCCGUCGAGGGGCGAUGGGGAUUGGUAGGACUGGGCGGUCUGGGUCCUAGUUGGCGGAGCUCUCCCCGGAUGGAAGCUCCAGCGGCUGAGUGAUGGUGGCCGCCGCGAAGAUGGGCCGGGCAGGGACCAUGGCGGUGGCGGCAGAGGUGGCAGGGGCGGGGCGGCUGGCGGUAGAGGAGGCUGUGGUCUUCAGGGGGCUGUAGGUGGAGGCAUGGCUCGGGCCAGCAGCGGGAACGGCAGCGAGGAGGCCUGGGGGGCACUUCGGGCACCGCAACAUCAGAGUCCGGCAGCGUCUUCUCUUGAGGGAGCAAUUUGGAGAAGAGCUGGAACCCAGACUCGCGCCUUGGAUACCAUCCUUUAUCAUCCAGAGCAAUCCCAUCUGCUUCGAGAGCUGUGCCCGGGAGUGAACAACCAGCCCUACCUUUGUGAGAGUGGUCACUGCUGCGGGGAGACUGGCUGCUGCACCUACUACUAUGAGCUCUGGUGGUUCUGGCUGCUCUGGACUGUCCUUAUCCUAUUUAGCUGCUGUUGCGCCUUCCGCCACCGACGAGCUAAACUCCGGCUCCAACAACAGCAGCGGCAGCAUGAGAUCAACCUGUUGGCCUACCAUGGGGCAUGCCAUGGAGCUGGCCCUGUCCCUACUGGUUCACUGCUUGACCUUCGCCUCCUCAGCGCCUUCAAACCCCCAGCCUACGAGGACGUGGUUCACCGACCAGGCACUCCACCACCUCCUUAUACUGUGGCCCCAGGCUGCCCCUUGACUGCUUCCAGUGAACAAACUUGCUGCUCCUCUGCAUCCAGCUGCCCUGCCCCCUGCGAGGGAACAAACGUGGAAAGUGUUUCCUCCCACCAGAGUGCCCCUCCUCAUCAGGAGGGUGAGCUUGGGGCAGGGGUGAGCCCUGCCCCCACACCACCCUCCUGCCGCUAUCGCCGCCUGACUGGUGACUCGGGUAUCGAGCUCUGCCCCUGUCCUGACUCCAGCGAGGGUGAGCCAGUCAAGGAAGUGAGGUCUAGUGCCACCCCACUAGAUCUGGAGGACCACUCCCCUUGUGCACUGCCCCCAAAUCCUGUACCCCAGGUCUCUUCCAUGGGGCUGGCUUCCAGUGAAGGGGACAUCCCAUAAAUAGUUUGGGAAGGGUGGGUGGGUUACUUGCCCACCAGAAACAGCUCUGGUCCCAACUCCUAGGGUUCUCUUUGGUCCCCCCCCCCGCCCCGAAUCUGCCUGAAAGGGCUGGAGCCCUGAGGAGAGGGGCAGUGUUUGGGGGACUGUCCUAGCUCUAUCCCCCAAGACAUACACAGGAGCCUUUGAUCUCAUUAAAGAGAUGUGAACCAGC
Lemur catta (Ring-tailed lemur) is the source of this 1342-nucleotide messenger RNA. RefSeq names its product WW domain binding protein 1 (gene WBP1). NCBI's taxonomy places the organism in Eukaryota, Metazoa, Chordata, Mammalia, Primates, Lemuridae. Bases 220 to 1131 code for a protein of 303 amino acids. The record is from RefSeq and is a predicted model, not a curated record. Gene Ontology annotation, molecular function: WW domain binding. The transcript is spliced from 5 exons.